CCCUUCUGCUGACGUCCUUCCUCUCUAUCACACAUCAGACUUUUCCCAGUGGAGCUGGAGAACAGGCUUCAAUGAAAACUGCCUGUUUGCAGCUAUAUGGAGAUUGCAGGCACCACAAUCACUAUUUCCUCUGCCUGACCUGGAGCAGAAACUCCAUCAUCAGGAUAGAAAGGUAGCCUUGUUGCCUAGCAAAGGUGGGAUGAUUUAUCUCUGUCUCUAGAUUGGUCCCUUUUCUUUGCUGCACAAGAGAAUUGUUUUCAGACUUCCAAGGAGAAUGAAGCGAGGCUAGAAAUCACAGUGGAUGUGUAAGAGCUGCUCUCCCAGGGAAGAGAAGGAGUCAGGUUUUCUGUGCUUUUUGUUUCUGUGCAGCUCAGGACAAUGGUUUUAUCUGCCCCAAUUAUAGCCCUUGGGGCUACCUUAGGGACUGCAACUAGCAUCCUUGCACUCUGCGGUCUCACCUGCUUCUGCAAAUGCAAGCAACCUGGGAAAGGACUCUCAGAAAAGGACCAAGAUGAGGACAUGGAAAAUACUAAGCCCAGUGUGCUUCAGCCAGCCCAACAAUUCAAUGUUAAGAAAACAGCAGAGCCAGUCCAGCCUCGACCACUCCUGAAGUUUCCCAACAUUUAUGGCCCCAAACCAGUGGUAACUUCACCUGAAAUUGUUAACUACACACAGUAUUCCUUGAAGACAACAGAAGAACCAGUUACUGGAAAACAUACUGUUUUGGAUGAGAACAGGAUGAAGAUACAAGUCAAUGAAGAGCUUUUUGUUCUCCCUCAAAACGUUUCAGGUGUGGUAAAAGAUGUGUGUGUCACGGAGCACUUGAACCCCGAGAGGGCAGCCAGCUGUAACCAGGUCCCUGAACUGCGCUACUCCCUCACAUACGAUCAACAAAAAGCUGAGCUGCAUGUGGCCCUUCUGGAAGCUAUGCAUGGCAGAAUGAGUGGUGACCAGGAUGCUGGCUGCCAUUGCUACAUACUGGGCACACUGGUGAGCAAGUCUGGCAUUGCUGAAGCCCAGACAGAGCUGAAGAAGAAGGUGCUUCACACCCUUUGGGAGGAGGUCUUGCGGUUCCCAUUAACCGAGGAGGAGAUGCCAGAGGGGACACUGACUCUCACCCUGAGAAACUGCGACAAGUUCUCCAGACACAGCAUUGUGGGGGAACUCAAACUGAGCCUUGCUGACAUAGAGGACUCCUUUGGGAUGGCCCAGUGGGAAAGGCUAAAGAUGCCAGAGAAGGAGCCAUCUACAGGCCAUGGAGAGGUUCUGCUGUCUAUCAGCUACCUGCCAGCAGCUAACCGCCUGCUUGUGGUGAUUAUUAAGGCUAAAAAUCUCCAUUCCAAGCAGCUGAAAGAUCUACUUGGAAAUGAUGUUUCUGUCAAGGUGACACUGAGGCAUCAGUCCUUGAAGCUGAAGAAGAAGCAGACCAAACGUGCAAAACACAAGAUCAACCCUGUCUGGAAUGAGAUGAUCAUGUUUGAGGUGCCUCAUGAGCUGCUGCGUGCCUCCAGUGUGGAGCUGGAAAUGCUGAGCCUGGAUGCUGCUGGCCAGAGCCAUGUGCUCGGCAAGUGCAGCCUGGGAUUGCACGUCACAGGAACGGAGAGGAACCACUGGGAAGAAAUGCUGAGAAACCCCAGGAGACAAAUUGCCAUGUGGCACCAACUCCACAUGUAGGUACACCAUGAUUACUGCCAACCAGAUUUCCACCAAGCCUCUGAGCAUAGAGGAAUAAGCUGCAUUUCACCUUCCACCUUCCCAUACACAAAGUGGCCUGGCACAGCAUUCUUCUUAGGCCACCCUCCCUAAUUUCCUGACAAAAGAAUGCCUCAUGAUAGCCCAGGGAACUGUCUGGAAAAUGUAUUUAGAGGACAAUCUCUCACCCAAUCAAGUGGUCCUCUGAAACAGGGGCUUGGCUGUCUAGAUGGUUUGAAUUACUUUUAUUAGCCUGCCCAUUGACAUUUCUGUGACGUCCCUGUUUCUGCAGAGGAACAGAGGGAAGCAGAGGAAUCAUGGAAAUUUAAGCUGUUCCUUGGCACCUGGCACUGUCACCCAAGUUCCUGUUGAGGGCUGGCUCCAUUAUUACAAACAUGCAGCAGCCAUUUUGCCAGCCACUGUUUUUCACAAUGCUUUAUAAGAUUGUAAGAAAUGAAGAUCACAACAUUAAUGUUGACUUCUGACCCAAAGUAGUAGUAUGAAGGAAAGAGAGAAGCCAUGUGGAAGCAUAGACCAAUUUACAGUAGAUGGAUAUCUAGAAAUAGAGAAAACAGAGGAAGAAGAGAGACAGUCAAUACUAUCAUCCUGUGUAACCUUUGAAGCAAACACUGCCAAAUAAGAAGUCAAAUACUUUCCUUCACUUUUGUUUCCUAGGGUGUUCGAUAGCUUAGAUUUAAGGUUCAUAAAAAUUGUUGAAAGCAUGAAUGUUUCAUGAUCCUAUGAUAGAAUACCCAUAUUUUCUAUCUUUCUAUAAUGUCACCCAGGAAGACCCUAAACAUGGACAAACAGUUAUUGUGGAUGUUACCUCCAAAAUCUUGGACCAAAUCCUUCUGCUUACUGACAUUUUUUCUGUUUGGGAAUUUCUGAUCUGGAAAAGUCUCAAAUACACUAAUUAUAAUCCAGGUAGCAUCUAAGACUAGACAAAAUAAGUGGGAUCAUUUCAUACCUUAGCAAAUGAUUGAUGGUUUUGGUUUGACAGUUAACUAUGACACUCAAAUCCUCAUACCAGCAUUACUUGAAGACAACCCUUAAGAACUGCGAUGUAUUUCAUCACUUCCAGACAGAAGGAAUUCACUGACCAGACAGACUCUCUAGGGCUGUUUUUUUGUGUGUGCACUUUCAAGAUUUGACAUGGCUUAAAUGUUACUGUUUACUCUCCUUUUAUUGUCUAGAUGGACUGAAAAGCUGGAAUUGGCAGCAAUGAUGUUAUGACCUCAAAUGCACACUGCUUGUUCUACCACUUUGUUUCAAGUAGUAGACACAGCUUUGAGGGACAUGCAUGGGGACAAGACAUCUAAAAAUCUGAGAACAGAAUCAUAUGUUUUGUAGCACUGAAAAACUCUGAGAACAUUUUUUUUUUCCCAGGGUCAGCUUGACCCUCUAUUUAUUUCAAAAUAUUAAGCUAGGCUUUAUCUAGAAUCCAUCCCAUUUUGCUGGUUUAGUCAAACAAGUCUAGCAAAUUGUCAUGUGAAGGAUACUACCCUGCAGAGAAAGUGAAAACAACCAGAAUCAGUCUCUGAAAACUGGCUGAAGUGCCAGGCACAGAAGUUUAUGAACAGAGGGGUGAUGUUCAGCUGGAAGCCACUCACUGUUAUUGACUGGGGCUGGUAUUGGGACCAACUCUGUUUAACAUGUUCAUUAAAGACCUGAACAACAGGAUGGAGUGCACCCUCAGCAAGUUUGCUGAGUUUGAUUCUUGGAGAAGAUCAGAGAGAGAGAGAGAGAGAGAGAGAGAGAGAGAGAGAAUGAGAGAGAGGGAGAGAGAGGAAGGAAGGAAAGAAGAAAGGAAGGAAGGAAGGAAGGAAGGAAGGAAGGAAGGAAGGAAGGGAGGAAGGAAAAAAUCCUUUUUUACUGUGAAGAUGAUCGAACACUGGAACAAGUUUGCAAGAGAGGUUGUUGAUCCUUGGAGACACUCAAACCUGCCUGGACAUGGUGCUGGACAACCUGCUGUAGUUUACCCUGGCUUGAGCAGGGAUGGGGUUGGACAAGAUGAGAUCUUCAGAGGUCCUUUCCAACCUCAGUGAUGUUGUGACUCUGUGAACAAAUCAACAAGGUCAAGGUACACUGGAAAACAUUAACCAUACACUGCUAUUCCCAUUAUAGGUGGUGUAGCCAGAAGUUACAGGAUCACUUUGAAGAAAGUGGUAAAAACAGCUUUGACCAAGCAAACAAACAGAAAAGCAAAAUAUGCCAAUGACUCUUAUACCUAAUGAAUUCAUGUCUGAUAUUGCUCCACUGGCUAGGGGAGAUUUAAACAAAAAAGGAAUUGGCUUCUUUUUUUUGCUCUAUGGGCUUUUGUUUAUUAAGAAAAAGAUGUAGGAUUCUGUGAAUAAACUAGACGCAGUAGAGAUUUAGUUGAUAGAGCAUUCUUACUAGUAGCUGUGUUCAUGAUUUGUCUGUAUGUGUUCCUAUAGAUUUGGAAUAAUGUUUUCCAUUUAAGUGCAAAAUUUGUUGUCAUGUUGGCGUACUCUACCUAUAGUUUUCUGGCAGUGCUGCAGUUUUCUUCUUUCUUUUUAGGAUAAUGAUAAGAAGGAUAACUUCAUGGUAUGAUGCUAUUUGGCUGGCACUGAAAGCCUGAAGGGCCAAAUAUUUGUCUUGCUGCCAAGAGAUUUCUCUAGUUCUGCCUCCUGCUUAUUUUAAUGAGCCUUUUAUAACGUCUUGGUGACUGAUUGUAAACAGCAUUAUCUGCCUCUGCCCCUGGUGAUUUUGGCACACCCUGUAAUUAGAUAGCAAUCCUACAGCAUCUAAGAAAUAGCCCCUUGAAAUCUGAUUUUGCUGUGAAAAAGAAUAAUGUCCUCUUUUACAGCAGAAAAGAUGUAUAUACAGAUGAACACAAAACUUUCUUAGGGGCAAAGUGGUGGCAUUCAUGUUAAAGACUGGUGUUGUUCCCUCCUUUGCUGCAUCAGAAUUGAAAUGGGCAAGAGGAGUACAAAUGUAUGCAUCUCUCCUGGUUCAAUCUUUUUUGUUUUCUGGCAUUUUAGCCUGGGAAGAAUGUUUUUUGCAUUCACCAUAGUCUUAACAACCUGCCAGGUGUUGGUUUAACGAGGCAGCUGUUUGUUCAGGGACUAAAAGGCAGUGCAGUUAAGGGUGCUGGCUCCCAUGAGCAGAAGGAAUGCUGCGUACGUGUGGUACUGGAGGGGCAGGGACGCCCAGCCCGGGCCCUUUUGAACUCUGUUAAUAGGGGCUGUUUGUCAUCACAUUCCUGCACCUGUCCAGGGCCCUGCCCUUAUCCCAGGUUACCAACCGCCUGUAUCACAUGUUUAGCCAUGCUUGUAUGUCCCUGAGCCCCGGCACCCCGUGGGCCGCAGGAGCUGAACAGGCCCAAGGAGAUGAACUGUGCAGUUACUGUGGUAGAUGGCAACAUUAUAAAUAUAAACAAAAAGUAUUGGAAAUUCUCAGUGUCAUCAUAUCAAGUAGUUUCAGCAAUACGAGGAGUAAAAGUAUCACUUCAGUGUAAAAUUGCCGGAGAAGUCAGGCAGACAGCCCCAUGGUUUUCAGUUCCUGAAGCUGUAAAUACAGGAAUAUCAGCGAGCAUGACUGACAUGUCUUAAAUUAAGGGCUGCUGCUUAUAAACUGCAUUGUACGAGAAGAAGCUAAAAAAAAAGCAGUUAUGACAAUUAAUGUUCGUAAGCUCUGUGUGUGACCAAGCAGCCAGGUAUUUAGAUUCCCCAGUGGUGAUUCAGCGGUUGCACAGAUCAUUCUGCCUACUAUAACCCACUAACAUGAAGGUGCAAGUAUGGCCAUAAGUGAAGUAGGGAGGAAGGAAAAAAAUGCAGUCUAUCUGGUCAGAAAGAACAGCCCUUUUCACAAAGCGCCAGGGGACAAGGACUCUGAAGAUGGGGGUUCACUAUCCCUCAUCCAGUGACAGAAACCAAAUGACACUACUGCUGUCAGACAGAAUGAGAAAUGCAGUUCCCAUAUUGCAUCCAGCAUCUCUUGGGAGAGCUGGUCUUCUGCUGAGACCUCUGUUCAGAGGAGGGAACUGAGAGGCCAGAAGAAGUAACCUGUGGCUACAUUAGGUGCUAUUUGGUCAAAGCAUACAUGAUAGCCAUAUGUUGUUUUGCCUUGGCCUGCCCUCAGAGCUAGAUCUUCCCAAACAAAUGACCUAGUUUGAUUUUAGUCUAUUUGUGAUACUGUAAAAGAGGCAAAAAAAGCAUAGAUCACCAAUAGUCCCUAAAACAUCUCUGGGAUAUUUUAGAGUCAUUACUACCCUUGGCCACCUUCCUGAGUUGUAAGGGCCAGUGGUUGCAGCUUGUCUCCUCUAAGUGUAGCACUUUUUCAGUGGACAACUUAUUUCCCUCAUUUCUUGUCCCAAAUAUCCUUGCAUGAUGAUAGGAACCAUCUUUGCUUUGCAAAGAGGUAACACUUCAGAAAUUAAUGGAAAAUUCCCUUCAACAGGACUGGGAUAAGGCUGGGAAAUUUUUCAGGCUCAACUAUUCUCCCAGGCAUUACUGUGCUUUCAACACUUUGAACAAAAGUACUCUGAAUUUUUUUAGCAUCUGUCAUCAGUACUUUGUGGGAGUAGUGUCCCAAGACACACAUUUUUUACUGGAAUGGAGGAGGUUGUAAACUGGGCUCUAGAAAUACAGCCCAAGGUUUACCCAAAUUUUCCUGAUGUGUGUGAAUCUGAGAUUCUGGACAUGAUCUUCAUCAAAUCAUGUGCAGGAAACUGCAUGUUACUUUAAUUACUUGCUUCCUGUGAUGACCAUUGAAAAGGCAAACUGUGUAGUGAUUUCUCACAUCAGUGCUGCCACCUCUGCAGCAUAAAGACACAAUAGCUGUAAAUUGCAUACUAUGCAUUACAGCUCAACUGUUCUUCACCACUGGCAAGCACAUGAUUCAUAGACAGCAAUAUGGUGGGAAAUAGUUUAAAAACUGUAUCAAUAGCAGGGGUCUGAGUUAAGCACAAUGACAUUUAGUUAAAUCCAGAAGCCAAGGUAGCUUGGACCACGCUUCUUGCACUCUUUUGGAGGUCAGUUUGAAGUUCAAUUGGACUGAAGGGCAGAGCUUUGGCAGCAUCUUUUAUGUGUUUCAGAAUGUAGCGAUGUCUCAAAAUGAAUUUGGUUCGUGUGCUGAAAGAUAAGCAUGAUGAGCAAAUAUAAAUACUUGACACUUUAUAUUGUUUUAUUUUGUGUUGGUAAUAUCAAACUCUACAACAACAGUGGCAAAGUGAAGUAGCGUUUUGUGGCCUUCCAGCAUGAGAAGGCUUUUCUGCUUACUCAGUACUUCAGUGUUUGAAUGUGUUUAUUGUACAGAGCAGAUAUUGUUUGUCAAGACUAUAUUGUACGCACAGUCCAAAGCACAAACAAGAGCAUGAGUCUCAACCAUUGUGUCUAAUGUUACAGCACAAAAUGUAAAUCACCACAAGUAAAUAAUUCCAAACUGU
Cygnus atratus (black swan) is the source of this 7099-nucleotide messenger RNA. It is a transcript of the gene SYT13, whose product is annotated as synaptotagmin 13. Lineage: Eukaryota; Metazoa; Chordata; Aves; Anseriformes; Anatidae. The record is from RefSeq and is a predicted model, not a curated record. The transcript has 6 exons. Gene Ontology annotation, molecular function: syntaxin binding; calcium-dependent phospholipid binding; phosphatidylserine binding. Gene Ontology annotation, biological process: cellular response to calcium ion; calcium-ion regulated exocytosis; regulation of dopamine secretion. The coding region runs from base 379 to 1674 and encodes 431 amino acids.